This is a messenger RNA of Ooceraea biroi (clonal raider ant), 483 nucleotides long. RefSeq lists its product as uncharacterized. Lineage: Eukaryota; Metazoa; Arthropoda; Insecta; Hymenoptera; Formicidae. The record is from RefSeq and is a predicted model, not a curated record.
AUGGCGACGAGUUUCCCAACAAAGGAAGAACAAGAUCUGAGCAAUCAGCAAUCUGAGCAAAAAGAAAUGGUAAUAGACAACGCAUUAUUUGCGGAACCAUUCUCACCAGACAAUAAUCCCGCGGCCAUGGGUCCCGUCGCUACGACUUCCGUAGCCACGGGUCCCGUCGCCGCGGAUCCCAUCGCGGCGGGUACCCCCUCCGCACGUCCUCCGGCCGCACGUUCGUACCCUCCACGUCGGAUCGCCACCGCAUUUCCCCCCGCCCCACAUCGGGUCCUCGCUGCGGGUCACUCCGCGGCACGUCCGGUCGUCGCUGCAGGUCCCCCCGCGGCACGUCCGGUCGUCCCCGCGGGUUACGCCGUCACGACCGUCUCAAGACAGCUCUUCGCCUCCGCAGCUGCUGUCUCCGUCGCUGCCGCUGGUGUCCCCCUCGCUGGCGAUAAUGGAGAAGAGGAAAGCCGAGGAUACCGUGGCAGAAAAUAA